AUGAGUCGAUCAUCAACAAACCGAAAAAGAAAAGCGAUCAUCGAGAAAUCGAUCGACAAUUUCGGUGAUGAUGGAGAGAAGACUUUCGUCGGCCACGGCGGUUUCGGAGACAGAGAGGCGUUUAAAAAAGAAUGUGCCACUCUUGAAAAGCUCCGUCACCCGAACAUUGUUGCUUACAUCCGCUCGAGAAAUGUCUCCGAUGGUGGCCAACAAAUGCUGGCAAUAGUGAUGGAAUUCUGUGAGAAGGGAUCACUUCGGCAAGUGCUUUUCGAUGCAAAGAUCAUCUACUCAAUGAGGACAGUGUUGACCUGGAGUAAACAGCUGUUUAGUGUGCUUACUUAUUUGAAACAAAAUGACGUCAUUCAUAGAGAUAUCAAGCCAGACAACAUUUUGGUGACAAAGAACUUCUUGUUGAAAGUCGGCGACUUUGGGAGCAUCAAAUUGAAAGCCGAUUCGUGCAGUGGGACUUUUGUGGGCACUCUUCGUUAUAUGAGUCCGCCAAGAGCUGGGGAACCAGUUGGACGAAAGGAUCAUUUCAUGUCUUCUCACCGAAACGAUGUCUACAGUUUGGGACUUGUGCUUUGGGAGAUUGUUGAACAAAGG
Messenger RNA from Mesorhabditis belari, 603 nucleotides. The record is from the annotation of a GenBank genome assembly. NCBI's taxonomy places the organism in Eukaryota, Metazoa, Nematoda, Chromadorea, Rhabditida, Rhabditidae.